Molecule: messenger RNA, 1392 nt
Organism: Chenopodium quinoa (quinoa)
Lineage: Eukaryota; Viridiplantae; Streptophyta; Magnoliopsida; Caryophyllales; Amaranthaceae
Product: 6,7-dimethyl-8-ribityllumazine synthase, chloroplastic
Exons: 8
Coding region: 204-878 (224 amino acids)
Biological process (GO): riboflavin biosynthetic process
Cellular component (GO): riboflavin synthase complex; intracellular anatomical structure
Molecular function (GO): 6,7-dimethyl-8-ribityllumazine synthase activity
Source: RefSeq, a predicted model, not a curated record
UUGAUUAGGUGAGAACAAACAAAGGCAUGAAUCAUCCGCGCACACACAGCACACCAAGGCUCGAAGCAUGCCGCUGAAGUUGCGCAGCCUGCUAUAAAAUCUCGCAUUGAUUUGUUUCACUCCAACGCACUCACCCCAACACAUCAAUCAACUCACUCAAACACACACAAAAAGAAAAACUCAGCAAACCAAAUUAACCAACAAUGGCUUCAUUUGUAGCUUCUCAAUCUUGUUUCCUAACUACAAACCCCACUUUUUUACCUCUCAAACCCACCUCCCUUCAACAAUCUUCUGCCUUUCUUCGAUUUUCUGCUCCUCUUUCCUCUUCUUCCUCUUUUCCUGGUACUGGGUUGGUUCAUGUUGCAUCAGAAAAGAAAAAUCGGGCAUCAUUUGUUGUGACCAAUGCUGUUAGGGAGCUUGAAGGUUAUGUCACUAAAGCCCAGAAUUUCCGAUUUGCCAUUGUUGUGGCUAGGUUCAACGAAUUUGUGACAAGGCGGCUAAUGGAAGGAGCUCUUGACACUUUCAAGAAAUAUUCUGUCAACGAAGAUAUAGAUGUUGUUUGGGUUCCUGGUGCUUAUGAGCUAGGUGUAACUGCACAGGCACUUGGACAAUCUGGAAAAUAUCAUGCUAUUGUUUGUCUUGGAGCUGUGGUAAGAGGUGAUACUUCACACUAUGAUGCUGUCGUUAAUUCUGCUUCCUCUGGAGUACUCUCAGCUGGAUUAAAUUCAGGAGUACCUUGUAUCUUUGGUGUCCUUACUUGUGAUGACAUGGAUCAGGCCAUAAAUAGAGCUGGUGGAAAAGCGGGUAAUAAAGGUGCCGAGUCAGCACUAACAGCUAUUGAAAUGGCUUCGCUCUUUGAACAUCAUUUGAAGGCCUAAAUUUAAUAUGGUUGAUGUAAAAGGUAUUUCCCCUGUUCAUUGAGCCACUUCAAGGUUUCCUAAUUCCCUGAGCUGCUAUAAACAAAUGAGCACGGGGAAGGAGGGGAUUCAGAAACUGAGAGUAUUACGUUACAUUGGACGUAAGAUGAAACUUACCACCCCUCUUGAGCAAAGAUAAAAUCUUGGGCCUUUUCUUUUCUUUCUUUCUUUUUUUUUUUUUUUUUUUUUUUUUUUUUUUUUUUUUUUUCAUUUCAUUUGUUUGGUGUUUUGAUCGUUUUUGUUGGAAUAAAUUCUUGUUAUGAACAAGGAGCGUUGUUGCCUGAGAAUAGUUCAAACUUAUGUCUUUUAACUAUCAUUCUGUAAGUGAUUUGCUUGUCAAUGUCAACCAAGACAGCGUUCCAAAUGUAACCUUUUUAACAGUUUUCUUUUUCGAGUCGUUUGUAUUUUUGACAUUCUUGAAAGUAAGAUAUCAUUAUACCGAUGAACAGACGGCCAAAUGUUAUCCUUCUCUUUA